AUGUCCUGGAAGUUUGGUCCAGAUCGGACGGUCAGAUCGCUCACGAUCACACAAUCGGACGGACCAUCCAACGGUCCAAACCUAGCGAACCCGGAAAAUACGCGAUAUGCAAUAUCCGUUCGGGACUCUAACGAUAUCCAAAUUGAGAUCCGAGCACACCUACGCACUCAUGACAACCUGAGGAUCCCAUUGGGACAAAAAUGCCCCUCAGCUACAGUGCCCACGCGCCGGCAGCGCGUGGGUGUCCAAAGCGAUAACCCAUCGCCGGAAAAACCACAAAUCACGGCUCAAGACUCCUACCCUAGGUAA
Prunus armeniaca (apricot) is the source of this 309-nucleotide messenger RNA. Lineage: Eukaryota; Viridiplantae; Streptophyta; Magnoliopsida; Rosales; Rosaceae. The record is from the annotation of a GenBank genome assembly.